UAUAAAGUUAUCAUUUUUUCCAUGGAUAGGCAGUUAUAUGGGCCAUUGGCUUGACAACCUGUGAGCCAGAAAGAAAGCCUCUUUGGGCAGCGUCUUACUGCGUUUCACGUGUUUGGGAUGGAAUAGCUUGAUGUACUUUAGCUCUUGAUAUUAGCGGUGAGGUGAGGGGCAAGCACGCAUUCACACUCACGAGUAAGGGUUUGUCUGGGAAUAGAAAUAUUGCACUAAUUGCGCAAUAUUAUUGAUUCAAAUGAAUUCAAAUGGAUUAUUUACAUUCUAGUUAUGAGCAUAAGGGUAAAAUAAGAAAGAUAUUGGCAAAAAUCUCACACCAACGUGAAUUAAUUCAGCUCGCGAGGCUGUCAGUGGUAUGAUCCCCCCAGUCACAAUUUCCACGCCAAACCUCCGACUCUUUCAUAUCGAUAAAUAGCGACCCCGCCACCACCUUCAAAUGAGAAAUAAAUAAUAUUCACAAACACAAACAUCUCACAGUUGGAUUCACCUGAUCCAGGCACCCUCAGUUCAAUAUGUCUUCGUCAUUCUUCAUCGAGAACAAGGACGUCGGUAACAGAGCGGGCACAGAAGAUUGGCGCAUCCGCGGCUACAACCCCCUCACCCCCCCCGGCCUCCUCCAACACGAAAUCCCCCAAACGCCCGAGUCCAAAGAGACCGUCAUCUCCGGCCGCGACGAGUCCGUCGCCAUCGUUUCCGGCACCGACGCCCAACACCGCCUCCUCGUCAUCAUCGGCCCAUGCUCGAUCCACGACCCCGCCGCGGCGCUGGAAUACUGCGACAAGCUGCUCGCGCUGAAGGAGAAAUACAAGGAUGAGCUGCUCAUCGUCAUGCGCUCUUACCUCGAGAAGCCGCGCACGACUGUGGGCUGGAAGGGUCUGAUCAACGACCCGGAUAUUGAUAACAGCUUCCAGAUCAACAAGGGAUUGAGGAUUUCGAGACAGUUGUUCGUGGAUCUCACGACCAGGGGUAUGCCGCUCGCCAGCGAGAUGUUAGAUACCAUCUCCCCGCAGUUCUUCUCGGAUCUGCUCAGUGUCGGCGCCGUCGGGGCCAGGACGACUGAAUCGCAACUCCACAGAGAGCUGGCGAGUGGCCUGUCCUUCCCUGUUGGUUUCAAGAACGGUACAGAUGGCUCGUUGGGCGUUGCUAUCGACGCCAUUGGUGCUGUCAGACACCCACAUCACUUCUUGUCUGUUACAAAGCCGGGUGUCGUUGCUAUUGUCGGCACGGUUGGCAAUGAGGACUGCUUCGUUGUUCUGCGCGGUGGCACCAAGGGAACAAACUUCGAUGCGAAGAGUGUUGCUGAGGCUAAGGCUGCCCUGCAGAAGUCGGGCGUGAGGGAGAGAUUGAUGGUUGAUUGCAGCCACGGCAACUCUCAAAAGGACCACCGUAACCAGCCAAAGGUUGCGGCGGUGCUGGCUGAGCAGAUUGCCAAGGGUGAGACGGCUAUCAUGGGUGUUAUGAUUGAGAGCAAUAUCAAUGAGGGCAACCAGAAGGUUCCAAAGGAGGGCGGGGCAGGACUGAAAUACGGUGUGAGUAUCACUGAUGCUUGCAUUGGGUGGUACGACACAGAGUGCGUUCUCGCAACGCUGGCAGAAGCUUGCAAGAAGAGACGUGAUAUUAUCAACCAGGCAAAGGCAACUGGGGGCAACUAGACGCGGCGUCACAAAAAUUAAAGUUGAUUUAACGUGGAGUUUAGAUAGAGAGCAUAUAUUUGGUAUAAAAUGAGGGA
Messenger RNA from Pseudogymnoascus destructans, 1741 nucleotides. It is a transcript of the gene ARO3, whose product is annotated as 3-deoxy-7-phosphoheptulonate synthase. Gene Ontology annotation, cellular component: cytoplasm. Gene Ontology annotation, molecular function: 3-deoxy-7-phosphoheptulonate synthase activity. Gene Ontology annotation, biological process: aromatic amino acid biosynthetic process. The transcript is spliced from 4 exons. The coding region runs from base 525 to 1664 and encodes 379 amino acids. The record is from RefSeq and is a predicted model, not a curated record. Lineage: Eukaryota; Fungi; Ascomycota; Leotiomycetes; Thelebolales; Thelebolaceae.